This is a messenger RNA of Balaenoptera acutorostrata (minke whale), 5704 nucleotides long. It is a transcript of the gene KCNA1, whose product is annotated as potassium voltage-gated channel subfamily A member 1. Gene Ontology annotation, biological process: protein homooligomerization; potassium ion transmembrane transport. The record is from RefSeq and is a predicted model, not a curated record. The transcript has 2 exons. Gene Ontology annotation, molecular function: delayed rectifier potassium channel activity; protein binding. NCBI's taxonomy places the organism in Eukaryota, Metazoa, Chordata, Mammalia, Artiodactyla, Balaenopteridae. Gene Ontology annotation, cellular component: juxtaparanode region of axon; neuronal cell body; membrane. Bases 1 to 1488 code for a protein of 495 amino acids.
AUGACGGUGAUGUCGGGAGAGAACGUGGACGAGGCUUCGGCCGCCCCGGGCCACCCCCAGGACGGCAGCUACCCGCGGCCGGCCGAGCACGACGACCACGAGUGCUGCGAGCGCGUGGUCAUCAACAUCUCCGGGCUGCGCUUCGAGACGCAGCUCAAGACGCUGGCGCAGUUCCCCAACACGCUGCUGGGCAACCCUAAGAAACGCAUGCGCUACUUCGACCCGCUGAGGAACGAGUACUUCUUCGACCGCAACCGGCCCAGCUUCGACGCCAUCCUCUACUACUACCAGUCGGGGGGCCGGCUGCGGAGGCCGGUCAACGUGCCGCUGGACAUGUUCUCCGAAGAGAUCAAGUUUUACGAGCUGGGCGAGGAGGCCAUGGAGAAGUUCCGGGAGGACGAGGGCUUCAUCAAGGAGGAGGAGCGCCCCCUGCCCGAGAAGGAGUUCCAGCGCCAGGUGUGGCUGCUCUUCGAGUACCCCGAGAGCUCGGGGCCCGCCCGGGUCAUCGCCAUCGUCUCCGUCAUGGUCAUCCUCAUCUCCAUCGUCAUCUUCUGCCUGGAGACGCUGCCCGAGUUGAAGGAUGACAAGGACUUCACGGGCACCGUGCACCGCCUCGACAACACCACGGUGGUCUACAGCGUCAACAUCUUCACGGACCCCUUCUUCAUCGUGGAAACCCUGUGCAUCAUCUGGUUCUCCUUCGAGCUGGUGGUGCGCUUCUUCGCCUGCCCCAGCAAGGCGGACUUCUUCAGAAACAUCAUGAACUUCAUCGACAUCGUGGCCAUCAUCCCCUACUUCAUCACCCUGGGCACCGAGAUAGCUGAGCAGGAGGGGAACCAGAAGGGCGAGCAGGCCACCUCGCUGGCCAUCCUCAGGGUCAUCCGGUUGGUAAGGGUUUUUAGAAUCUUCAAACUCUCCCGCCACUCUAAGGGCCUCCAGAUCCUGGGCCAGACCCUCAAAGCCAGUAUGAGAGAGCUGGGGCUGCUCAUCUUUUUCCUGUUCAUCGGGGUCAUACUGUUCUCUAGCGCAGUGUACUUUGCCGAGGCGGAAGAAGCUGAGUCGCACUUUUCCAGUAUCCCCGAUGCUUUCUGGUGGGCGGUGGUGUCCAUGACCACCGUAGGAUAUGGUGACAUGUACCCUGUGACAAUUGGAGGCAAGAUCGUGGGCUCCUUGUGUGCCAUCGCCGGUGUGCUGACAAUUGCCCUGCCCGUACCUGUCAUCGUGUCCAAUUUCAACUAUUUCUACCACCGAGAAACUGAGGGGGAAGAGCAGGCUCAGUGGCUCCACGUUAGUGCCCCUAACUUAGCCUCUGACAGUGACCUCAGUCGGCACGGCUCCUCCACUCUCAGCAAAUCUGAGUACAUGGAGAUCGAAGAGGAUAUGAAUAAUAGCAUAGCCCACUUUAGACAGGCCAAUGUCAGAACUGGCAAUUGCACCGCAGCUAACCAAAACUGCGUUAAUAAGAGCAAGCUACUGACUGACGUUUAAACAGCCAAGCAAAGCAACUAAAAAGCCCCCCACUUAGCAGCUUGAAAGACUUAAAAGACCAAACCAAACCAAACCCCCAGUGACCCAGGUCACUCCUUGUAGAUACUCUACUAAAUAGUCUUUGAAUGCUCUAUUGAACUGUCGAUGCAUUGUUGCAUUGCCAGUGCUGGGGGGUGGCAAACCCGAAGCUUUCAAGAGCCAUGAAAAAGAGAAACUAUUUUCAUUUUAUUAAAAAAUGGGAAAAGAAAGUGUAUUUUCUAAAACCGGUUUAAAAUCACUCAGUCCAUGAACUUGUCUAGGUAAAAUGAGGUUCAUAUGCUUCCCUGUUUUUAAUCCUUGGUGGCUUCUUUAAAUUUUUUUUCUUUCUUUCUUUUAGCUAAGAAUCAGAUGAUCGCUUAGAAAUAUAAAAUUAAAAUUUGCAUGGGACUCCAAUAUGAAAUCUUGGCAAACUGCACAGCACAUUUUAAGAUGGGGCAUCAGAUGUAUUAUGUGCAACAUGAUACACCAGCCGAAACGGGCAACGAACAGAUGUUUUUAUUUUGCUCAACCGAACUGCAUAUUCCAAGCGAACUGCAGAAAGUGCCUCCGUUAACACAGCUGAGAAGUUAUGUAACACAAGGGAGGAAGGCUGGGGCACAGAUAUCUCGCUUUCCCUUUUUCCACCCUCGCUCUCUCACUUCGCACUGCGGGGACGCCGCGCCAUCCUGCGCCCCAGACAGGAGAGACCCGGGAGGGGUCUCUCUGGCCAUCCGCUGGACUCGGCCCCUUUGGCAGCCAGACGUGGGAUGGAAACUGGGGCCCGAGACCCAUCUUUGAACUUGACACAAACCUCGAACUUGUUUUUUUCCUCUUCUCUACCAGAAGCCAAUAUAAAACUCUUGGGGAAUUUGUUUCCCAUCAGGGGUCACUCUGGACAAGCAAGGCUUCCUCGGGUCCAGCCUCGCGGUCCUGGCGUAUUCCCAUCCUCCUCCUCUGCCUGCAGAAGCAUGUUGCCACUCUGACAGUCUGAUCUUUGCAGGCAUCGUUGUGGAUGUGGGAACAGUCAGUUCAGAGUAAGCUCUCCUAGGCCUUCCCUCCUGGCCCACCCCCCCUUCAGCUAGUUCCUAGGAUGCUGCUAUAAGAUUCCCAUCCUGGCAGUCACCUCGCGGGCUGAACAUCUAACUUCUGUCGCCCCUGGCACCCAGUCCAGAGAAUGGCGGGGACCCUGUGCUUACCAGAAAGAGAGCCGCGUCUCCUGGGCCUCUGGAGGCCAGCAGCCGUCCACCGACGGGAAGGCACUCAUAGCUCUUUGAAGGACCCAAGGUGGGCAUCCUCAAUUCUGCACUUAGCAUGUGGCUGCCUGUUGCUCAACGCCUUUCAUUCCUGCGCUGCUGCUUCUGGAAAUCUUCCCUGGGACUCCGCCCCACCUCCCAUCCUAGCCUAGAACGAGCAGCGAGGCAGUAAACCAAGAAACUAGAGUUACACCCAGGCUGGCUGACACCUUUGAAAGAAAGAACGUGGAAGUUGUAUUUUCCUGCGCGGCUUCUGUGAAUCUGUAAGACAGACGUGACACACACCAAGGAAGACAGGGGCCAAGGGCCGUACGGUGUCCGCACAGGACAUUCAGUCCUCCCUGUGAUGUUUCCUUGAACCUUGACUCAUCCUGGCUUUUCCUCUCCUACCUGCUUCUUAGUCUCCAGUUGGGAAAGAAAACGCCAACGUUGCCCACGUCUCUGGGGAUUAUCUUGAUCUUUUAUUUAUUUAGACUUUGAGGUCUAGGACACCCCGAACUUGAAACGCUACACUCUGUCAACAGCAAUAAUCUGCUCGGUACUGUGGGAUGGAUGGGUCAGAGGAUGAGAAAACAGGACCAGAACUGAAGAGACUCACUCUGGCUACCGGGUGCGCCUGUCACAGCCAUACGUAGCACCGGGUGGAAACUUGUGCACGUAUUGUUACAGGGAACGGUGCUGCAUGCAGGGAGCCUGUCUGCCUGGGACGGGAGGAGCUUCUCUUAUGGAUCUGGGUGGUCUGGGGAAAAUGGAGGUCACUUAUUCAUCUGUAGCUCAUCAAAACCCAGUGAGUUAGAGGGGAGGACGGGAAUUACCUGUGUAGCAUAGGCAUGCAGAGUUUACCAAAGCUCUUUCCCCUUGCACAGGACUGAGCUGAAAUGUUUUUGUGGACCUGAAGGUGCACUUAACAAAACUACCUAUUACGGAAUGACUAUCUUUUUGGUUGAUUUCCUUGUAUUUAUUUUAUCAGGCUUUUUACCUUCCUGUCCCCUUCCUAGGUCUUGAGCUUUCACGGCUCUUGUCUUGAAUACUGAUUUUCUCCGGAAGGAGAAGACUUCUGACGUGCUGAUAGCCAUAGCUCAGCUCUUCUGGUGAAUUGAGGCCCUAGUUCCAUAGGGUGGCAGUGGAGGGGCUGGGUCACCCCGGGGCUGUUAGCCAUCCCAGAAUCUCUGAAGUGGUGAACUCAGCUCGAGUGAUCUGAAUUAGAGAGACCAAAGACAUUCAUUUCCUCUGUCCUCAGAUUCAAAGAAGACAGAUCGUAGCCAAGAAAGCCGUUUGUUUUUGCAUCUCCUCUUCUGCAUCUGUGCCCGGUCCUCUCUCACUACCCCCUUGAGAACUGAGUUCUAAUUAUCAGUUAAAACAGUUCAUCGGGAGCGUGCUAGCGAGUUAGCCUAGCAAAACCAAAUAAACCGAUAGCAAAGUCUUCUCCUGGAAUACGGCUGAUGCACAACAGUCAUUUCUCUAAAAUGAAAUUGUGCGGUUGGCUCAGAUUCCCCUCUGGAGGCUGGACUCACUUGAGAAUAAAGAAAAGAGAAUACAUGCAAAUGGUGAGUGAGGAAUAGAUUUCUUGAAGUAGAAAUUUGGUUCAGUCCAUCAAGGGCCUUCUUCAUGUUGUGCAUAGUUACAGAUUUUUCAAAGGAGUUAACCUCUGAAGAGCCAGUAGGAAUAGAUUCCUAACCCUCCCAUUUAAUAUAGGAGGCCUCAAAACACAUGCUUUUUAAAAAUCGAGUUCCUUGUUUGGUAGAUGAGGUUGAACAAAAUGAGAAAGAGAAGAAUCCCCAACUUUUUCCCCAGGAACAGCUCACUCCUGGCAGUGGGGAGAAUUGGUGAGGGAUAACCAUUCGGAGUACAAACUUGUUAGGACAUCAACUGCUAAAUAACCAUUUUAUCUUCCUGCUUUUUUCAAGAAAGGACGAAGUCUUUUGAUGUUUAUGUUCAUUUUCAGAAGACACACACAAAUUUUUAAACCCGACACAACCCAAGUUAAUCACCAUCUCAGGAGGUGGCCUCUGGUCCACCAUGCGGUGUAUUAGUGCUCGUAUUUAUACAUGGAAUUUCAGGGUAUACACGACCAUGUCCAGCAUGACUCAGGUAAACCUUAGAAGAAUGUACGUUACUUAUCAUUUAUUGUAAAGACACGAACAGCAGCUGAGUUGUUAACAACUGUUCCAUUACCUUGGGUCACCGUGCGAACUCAUUCAGGGUAUAGAUGUAAAGUUUGGAAGUCAGGGCAUCAAAUGCCAGUCUCUUUGCUCAGGCAUAAUGACCCUGGGCUUUCUUGGGAAGCUCAGGCCUAUGUGAAGGGGAGGACUUGCUGCCCUCAAGACUCUUAGCUUUAAGGAGAUUUGCCCGAGUUGCAGUGAUUUUCAUUUAGGGACUGAGUAGGAGUUAAUUUUUUAUGACAUGAGACUUCAAGGAGGAGAGAAAGGUUUUGUUCCACAAUCAGAGAAGGAGAAAUAGUGUAAGGAAAGAAAGGAAAAUGAAACACCAAAUCCCUUGUGAGGUAUUCCAGUUCAAAGCUGUCUCCUUUCCAACACUUACAGACAUAUCUUUCUUCUCUUUCCUGCACUGUUUAGGAACCAUUUUUUCAGUAGCUGUAGGUAGAAAGCAUGGGCUCUAUAUGACAUACCUCUAAUCUUACAGAUAAAGUCUUACCAAGGUUAAAAAUCCCAAUGGAAUAGUCUUAAUUUGAAGUGCACCAUCAGGACAACAAACCAUUUAAGCUGAAAAAGCACUAUUUCAUUUCUUGAGUUUGCCAGUUGCUGACACCUUGAGUUAAGGACGUGUCUCAUUUUCACCUACUGUGCAUUUCCCCUGCCCUAACCGUUUCAUAGGUCGGGUAGAGGACACUGAAUGUUACGAAUUGAGAACCUAAUUGAAGCGCAUAGUUUCCAUCUAUGCAAUUUUACUUGCUUCUGUCACUUUAUGAUCUGUUCAUAUUUGGC